AUGGCUUCUACCGCUUCAAAUCCAUCCACACUUCUCCCUCUCGAACUCGUCGACAAGUGUAUCGGAUCCCGUAUUUGGGUCAUCAUGAAAGGAGAGAAGGAAAUCGUUGGAACUCUUACCGGUUUCGAUGACUACGUGAACAUGGUCCUGGAGGAUGUCGUUGAAUAUGAACAGACACCCGAAGGAAAAAGAAUAACUAAACUAGAUUCAAUUCUUUUGAAUGGUAAUCACAUCACUAUGUUAGUCCCCGGAGGAGAAGGACCAGAAGUUUAA
Auanema sp. JU1783 is the source of this 273-nucleotide messenger RNA. The record is from the annotation of a GenBank genome assembly. NCBI's taxonomy places the organism in Eukaryota, Metazoa, Nematoda, Chromadorea, Rhabditida, Rhabditidae.